Molecule: messenger RNA, 3481 nt
Organism: Sphaerodactylus townsendi
Lineage: Eukaryota; Metazoa; Chordata; Lepidosauria; Squamata; Sphaerodactylidae
Gene: ACOT9
Product: acyl-CoA thioesterase 9
Exons: 14
Coding region: 894-2090 (398 amino acids)
Biological process (GO): acyl-CoA metabolic process
Cellular component (GO): mitochondrion
Molecular function (GO): fatty acyl-CoA hydrolase activity
Source: RefSeq, a predicted model, not a curated record
UGUAUGCAUUAUAAUAUGACUUAUAUAUCUACUGCUGUCUUGCUUCAAUCUGUCUUUGUUGGAGGGCUAAUGAAAAAUUUGUAUUAAUAUUUUUCUGGCAGCUAUUCCAAGUCAUUAUUGUGGGUGGCGCUAAAUGAGUUUGCACGGCUAAGUAAAUAAAGCAUGUCUUAUUAACCAAAAUCUUAUCUGUGUAUGCUUGCAGCAGGGUUUUUUUUUUUUUGGUACUUAUAAUGAAAUAGACAACUAGUACAGAAACAUUUAUAUGGUAAUGUUCACUCUAGAAGCCUGCAGCUAGCUAAAACCAGUAUGAUUUUAUCAUCAGUAUGAUCAGACCCCACUACCUACUUAGCAAUCCUAUGUAUUCCUUGACUUCUGAGUCCAUUGUCACCAGAUCUUCAAAAUCCCAGUGCAUGUCCAUUUCUUUCCUGCUAAUUAUUUGUAGUUUCUCCUGUUCUUAGGCGCCAUGUGUAGUUUUUUGCCUUGAUCCUCCAUAUUCCUUGGUGCCUUCCUUUUUCAAUUCCUUGUCUCUGUUUUCUAAAGUUUCUUCAUCAACUUAUCACUUACUUUCUCCUGUUUCCUAUAGCCUCUCCAGCUUCUUGAGUCUGGGACCUGCAUCUCUGACUUCUGUUACUCUGCAAAGUGCCCUAUAUAUUGAAGCCUCUGUUUACAAUGAAAUAUUGUAGACAGAAUAAGACUGAUCUGUGCUUAACCAAUAACUGUUUCUGUACAAAGGUGUUGGAAGAAUUGGGGCUAAAUGUAUUUAAAACAAACAUCUGUUUCCAGGUUGUCCUUUUGGGGCCUUGCUUCUCCUGUGUCCUUUAUUUGGCUCUAGAAGCAGACUAUGCCUUACUGAGUCAUAGUUCUGUAAAAUUGUUGUACAGCUGCCAUAAGGCAUGAUGCUAAGGAAAUUCGUGCGAAAUAAAUUGAGAACCAUAGUAGGGGCAUCUACCAAUUGGAGCGAUCACGUACGAGCAAUGAAUGAAAGAAAAGCCCUGCAUACACUCCUUGCUAAAAACCAAGCUGACAUGCCACCUAGAAAAAUGAGAGACAGCUACAUAGAAGUUAUGCUGCCUUUAGGAAGUCAGCCUGAAAUAAGAGAAAAAUAUCUGAAUGUCAACAACACUGUCAGGUUUGGCAGAAUUCUUGAAGACCUUGACAGCUUAGGAGUUCUCAUUUGUUACACUCACACCAAACAUGAAACUCUUCAGAGAUCUCCUUUAUCAAUUGUUACAGCGCUGGUGGAUAAAAUUGGUUUAUGGAAGAAGGUAAUUCAUCCAGAUUGUGAUAUCAAGUUCACUGGGAAUGUUUCAUGGGUAGGAAGGACGUCAAUGGAAGUGAAAAUGCACAUGCUACAGCUGCAAAAUGGUAAUUACUGUCCUUUAUUAGAUGCAACUUUUGUCAUGGUGGCUCGUGAUCCAGAAAACAAAAGGCCAGCAUUUGUUAAUCCAUUGAUUCCUGAAGGUCCAGAAGAAGAAAAAAUCUUUAAGGAAGGAGAAUUGAACAAGAUCAGAAGAACUGAUUUCAGUAAGGUUUCUUUGCUGAAAAUGGCUCCUACUGCAGACGAAAGAACAGUUAUCCAUGACAUGUUUCUUAAUACGCUGGAUUCAAAGACAGUUAGUUUUCGGAGCCGUGUGUUGCCACCCAGUUCCAUGUGGAUGGAAGAUGCAAAACUCAAGGGUCUGGAGAUCUGCCAUCCACAGGAGCGCAACAUUUUCAAUAGAAUCUUUGGCGGAUUUCUCAUGAGAAAAGCAUAUGAACUUGGAUGGGCUACUGCCUGCACCUAUGGAAGUUCUAGACCAUAUGUGAUGGCUGUAGAUGAUAUCAUGUUUCAAAGACCAGUUGAAAUUGGAUCCUUAUUAUUUUUUUCUUCCCAGGUAUGUUAUACUGAAGAAAAUUUCAUCCAGGUUCGGGUACACAGUGAAGUUUAUAAUUCAGACACCAGAGAACACCACACAACUAACGUCUUCCACUUUACAUUCAUGUCAGAAAAUCAGAUACCACAGAUUGUUCCAAAGACUUAUGGGGAAUCCAUGCUGUAUUUAGAUGGCAAGCGGCAUUUUGAUUCAGCUAUGAAAGAAACCCAUGCAUAGGAGCCAUGCAGCUGUACAGCAAAAUGCUGUCUUUGGAAGGUCAUUGGUAAGACUUGGAAGCUUAUCAAAGGAAUGUGGAGCAGCAUUUCUACUUCUGAAAAACACGAUCAUGAAUGCAGAACUUUUAUAUACAACUUUUAUACAUAAAUAUUGUUUACUGCUAUUUGUGUGAGCAUGUUUAAGUUGACUUUGCUAUUUCUCAUCUUUUCUGUGUUUCCUUCUUAAUAAAUAAGAGAGAAAACAAAAUGAUAAACAGUGGUCGAAUGGGUCCACAGGGACUUGCAUGGGAGAUAAAUACCAUGUUUUCUUUGCUCCCCCUUGUGUUGGCUAUGGUUCAAGCUCCUCUCCUUCCCCUGCCCCCAUCUUAGUGGAUGCAAACCUGAGGCUUCUGUUGGGUUUGCAGAACUCUAAAUCAUGGGGGAAGGGGCAAGAUAGGAAGAUUGCACCAGUGCCCAUGCUAUCGGUGCCAUGAAAAAUGCCAGACUUCUGUGCUAGCCACUGUGGUACUGAAAGUUGAAACCUCAGCCCUGCAAUGAUGGGUCUCCAUCACAACAGCCGUUGUCCACAAGGAGGAGGGUGUUUUGGGGGUAUUCCCAAAGGACUUUUGGCCUGGGAACCCCCCUCCCCCCCAUGCUGACAACCGACUUAAGCCACCAAAAAGUGUGGCAUAAGUUGAUGUUAUCAAUGGAAUUUUUCAGACGGCUGUGGUUUUUACAUUUUCUCCCCUUCCAUGCCACCUGAAACCCCAUUGGAGGUGGCAUGGGUGCAGUGCCAUGACACUAUCCCCAGGUGCCGCUCUACUACCCCCGCCUUUGGAUUGGGCUGAGCCACUGCUGGUUAUGUGUCGGGUACAAAAUUUGGUUGUGAGUUUAUUUAGUGUCUGUCCUUAAUCCAUUAUAUAUUUGCCUUUAAACUUCUCUGCCAUUUCUGACUUGUAGGCAAUUCAACAAGCGUGUACACCAACUGAAAAGGAUUAAUUAUAAGUGCAAGGCCUGCACGUAACUUCAUGUCCUUUAUCCCAGCCUACAUAUUCUUAAAUGGCAUUCACUCCAUAAGAAAUGACAUUCUAUAAAGAAGUAUGAAGGCUUGGCAGGCCAUGCCACAUUUGUUCAAAUUCCCUCUGCUAUUCUGGCAAGGUCUCUGUACUAAGCCUAUGGUAGAACUUUACAAAAGCUGCUGCCUUCUGCCUGUUUUUUGCUCACAAGUCACAAAAUAUGCAGAAAAUUGGAAAGUGAUGGAGGGUCACUAAAUAGUAGAUGCUUUUUAGAAGAAACUGCAAAGUUACUUGUUGGAAUUUUCUUCAGUUAAGCAAGAAGCAGCCAUGAAUGUAAUCUUUGAUCCAGUCAUAUCCAAAGACCAUGUGUAUUCUUUAAUAAAUAUAUUUGAAGCAA